This is a messenger RNA of Paramormyrops kingsleyae, 1669 nucleotides long. The record is from RefSeq and is a predicted model, not a curated record. Lineage: Eukaryota; Metazoa; Chordata; Actinopteri; Osteoglossiformes; Mormyridae.
GUUUCAUAAAGUAUGUGGUCUCACUGUCAGAGGCAGAAAGAGUAAUUUUAACAGGGACAGAGAAACAGAAGGCAACCAGACUCACAGAGACCAGCCCAUUGGAUUAGCAUGAUGGGUUGUAAUGUGAUUCUUCUGCUGAAAUGUCUACUGAUUUCAGAGUUUCACAGUCACUGUUCAAGCCUUUCACAUCCAUACCAUUUUGUAAACAUAAACCUGAACUGGACUGACGCCCAGGCUUACUGCAGACAGAACUACACUGACUUGGCUACCAUUGACAAUAUGAAGGAGAUGAAAAGACUAAUUGAGUCUGUAGGCUCUGAUUAUACUGGGCAGGCUUGGAUAGGACUGAAGAAAGGAACAUCAUGGAGAUGGCAUUGGUCCUCAGCAGAAGGAGAGACUGGGUACACCAACUGGGCAGCAGGUCAACCAGACGACUGGGAUAAUAAUGAGUAUUGUACUGAAUUCAAAGACGAUGGUAAAUGGAAUGAUAUUUCCUGUUCAUCACAGACUGAUAAAUGGUAUUUCUUCUGUUAUACUGCUCCCACCUGUAAAGACGGAAUAAAUGCUACCUGGAACUUCACCUUGAUUAACCAAAAUAUGAAUUGGUCUAGUGCUCAGAACUACUGCAGACACAGUUACACAGACCUGGCCACUGUGAGGAAUAAAGAAGAUAAUGACUUGAUAAAUAAAAUGGUUACAAGUGGCACUUUCGCAUGGAUUGGUCUGUUCAAUGACACAUGGGAAUGGUCAGACCUGUCAAACUCCUCAUUCCGUAACUGGAAAAUGGGUCAAAAAGAUAAUAAGAAUAACGCAUGUGCUUUAGCACAGGUCACCUGGCCUGGGACAUGGGAUAUGACACCAUGUGAUGAAAAGCAUCCAUUCAUAUGCUAUGAUGAUAACCUGAUUCUGGUAAAUAGUAACAUGACCUGGAAUGAAGCCCUAAAUUACUGCAGAACGCACCAUUCAGAUCUGGCGUCUGUCCACAAUGAGGAGAUCCAGUACUGGGUCAGUAGGAUGGCUGAGAAGGCCUCCACUGAUCAUGUCUGGUUGGGGCUGCGCUUCUCCUGCUACCUGAACUUCUGGUUCUGGGUCAGUGCAGAAAAUGUCUGCUACCAGAACUGGGCCCCAAACAACAUAUCCAACAGUAACUUCUGUGGAAACACAGGGGCAGUACAAUCUAAAGACCCACAUUACUGGGUCAGCCUGCCUGAAACUAAGGAGCUCAACUUCAUCUGCACCAAAAUUCAGGCUGGUCCAGGAAGACAGUACCUGCAGGAAUUGUCAAAUUGUAUAAAUGUGUAACGUUUUUGCUUCCUCUGUUUCUGCUGUAGAAUUAGAGUUGAAACCCCUGCUCUUGAUCUCCAGCACUCCAGAUUCAGAAUCAUAUAUGAUUAGAAGAAUUAGAAUUUAGUGAUUAAUUAUCAUUGUUGACACACCACAGCACCACAAGAAAAUGUGUUCUCCGCAUUUAACCCAUAUGUGACAUAGCAGGGGGCAGCUAAUUCAGCUAAUACAUGCCUGGGGACAGCACCUUGCUCAGGGUGCCUCAGUAGUGCCUUGCUGGUUGGGGAUUUGAGCCUGCAGUCUUCCAAUUACAAGUACACGUCCCUAACCAUUAAGACACCAAUGCACAUCUGAACAGUGGUGUCAGACAAUGGGUAAUGUUGCA